AUGAAAUUCACCGUCUCUCGACCUCCAGGCUAUCUCAGCUACGACACAGGCAGUGUCGGUGCUGUGACCGAAAUGCCCUUCUUUGCGACCAGUAUUGGCGAACUCACACCCUUCCUCCGUGGAUUUACUGUCUCGUUGAUCAUGCUCACUGGUGCCUUUCCUUCAUUCUUCGCUGGACAACUUGCCGAUCGCUUUGGAAGAUUGGCGGUCGUUGCAGUAGGUGCGCUGGUGUUUGCAAUCGGUGCUGCGUUGGAAGGAGGUGCCAACAAACUCGGCAUGUUCCUUGCGGGCAGAGCAUUAUGUGGUAUAGGUGAAGGCUUAUGGCUGAGCAAUGUCACAGUGUAUAUCACUGAAAUUUCUCCAUCAGCCCGAAGAGGCAUGUUGGUCUCGUUACCUCAGUUCAUGGCAUGUGCUGGCAUUUGUGCUGGCUAUUUCACCUGCUAUGGAAGCGUCCGGAUCGAUUCAAGCUUUUCAUGGAGAGUCGAGGCCGAGAAAGAUCUGCUUGGUCCUGCUGCCGAGCAACAGAUGGCUGUGCGUCAGCCAGGUGCCGUCGAGNGACUUACAAUGCUCUUCCGUCAGCCGUAUCGGAAACCUGCGAUGCUCGCUCUCUACGNNCUCUACUAUGCCCCUACUCUUUUUGCCCAGGCCGGUCUGCCACCAAAGUCCGCGUCGUUUCUGGCAUCCGGUCUGUCAGCAAUUCUUAUACUUGCGAUCAGCAUUCCCGCACUUCUUCUUGCCGACAAAGUCUCGCGUCGCAGCAGCGUCAUCGUCGGUGGUUGCGUUCUUACGUUUUGCAUGUUCACAAUAGGCAUACUCUACGCUUCAAACUCUGUGACGCCGCAAAACCCAGCUCGCUGGCUUGUUAUCGUCCUGGUAUUCGUCUUUGGAUUAGCAUACUCGGCAACUUGGGGUAUCGUCGGCAAGAUCUACGCUUCAGAGAUUCAGCCUGCAGCUACAAGAUCUGCAGCAAGCGCUGUUGCUCAAGGGCUUGGCUUCUUCACAAACUGGAUCGUCGCCAUCAUCACACCUGUACUACUGGCCAAAUCGAGCUACGGAGCCUACUUCUUGUUCGGAGGCAUAUGCUUGGCCAGCGUUCUGGUUUUAAUGUUCAGUAUGCCUGAGACUCGUGGGCUCAGUCUCGAGGACAUCCAACGUGCGUUCCUGGUUCCUGGUACUGCGCAAAGAGGGAGAGUGGUCAGUGUGCUUAGGAGGUGGGCUGGUCUCAGCAACUCGGAGAGUCCCGCUGGGAGCUCGCAGGCAAGCGAGUCGUCCCUUGAACUCCGGGAUGUGGGUGACUCGCUGAACCAAGGCACUGCUACUGGUGGUGGAGAAACAGCAUCUGUGAACAGCGGAAGCGACACAGCUGUCCGAGUCUAG
Molecule: messenger RNA, 1377 nt
Organism: Aureobasidium vineae
Lineage: Eukaryota; Fungi; Ascomycota; Dothideomycetes; Dothideales; Saccotheciaceae
Source: the annotation of a GenBank genome assembly